CCACAAUAACCAUUUAAACACAGAGUCACAGAAACCCUGAGCUAUGAACAAAAACCUAACCUGAACUGUAAUUAGGAGCACAGUUACGAUAUUAAAUUAAGUUCGAUCAUGGCUGCUAAACGCAGUCUGCCGUCCUGGAUGUGUGCGCGUGAUUCUGGGAGCUCGGCGGGGAGAGAGAGAACAGGAGUAAACAGAGAGAAAAGACCUGAGAGGACCAUGCUGUACUGGAUGAACGAGCGAGAGCUCGUGGAAACAGCCCUCAGCGUUUUAAUGACAAACACAGUGAAGACAGGUGUAGCUUGUCCAGCGGCAGCUGCAGAAGUCAGUGUUAUUCCAGAGACAGAUACAGAAGAGGAUUCAGACCUGGAUGCCAAGGAGAGAAGCUGUGGAUCAGAUUCCGAUGUUGAUGUUGCUGAGCAGCAGACUGUACCAUACAUCACUAGUACAGAGAAAGGGAGGUUAAGUGGAAGAUCAGACAGUGCUGGUGACCACCAUUCCACUUCACAUUCACGGGACAUGGAGAAGGAUCCAGAGCUUGAUGACGAUUCUCAGAGGACUAAGAGUGAUCCUGAAGCCAUGCAGCUUGUUCGAGAGAUCUUUUUCAGCUGAGAACAUUUACAGACUUUCGGAAGGGGAUUGGAACUGUAUUAUCUUGGGCAACAAAUUUAUGUUUUGGAUUUGACAACAAUCAGGGUCAAGUAUGGAGGCUUUGUCAUGAGCACGCCAAUCCUGCCUUUGCAGUGGAGUGACAGAAUGCCCCAACUGCUUGUGUGAAGAUCUGGAGAGUCAUCACAUACAUGACAAGGGCAGCGAUACGAUUCCCAUACAUAAGCUCACAGAUGCCUUGUGCUGAAAGACAUCUACACACCCAGAAGGAGCAAAGGCCAAUUGUGCUCUCUCAGAGCUCUGGCAGCUGAUGGCAAGCUACAUGACCAGGAUUCGAACCAUCUCCUGAUCAUAGUGGCAGCGCUUUAGACUGGUGCACUAAUUAAGGAUUUUUUCCCCAGACACUGAAUAUGCUGUCCAAACAGAACUGGAUAUACUGAUGCCUAAACGUUAGAAAAGAAGGCAUGGGGCUCUGAAGUAGUUGGUUCAAUUCCCACAGUAUUCAUAACCAUGGUGCCCUUAAGCAAGACAUCUAGCCUCGAAAUGCCCCCAGGGUGCUGAGGUGGCCGCAGCAGUUGAAAUCUGUGGUACUGCUGGGCAAUGUCUGUAAAGUGUUUCUAAUUUUAGACACAUGAACAUUUUUACUUAUUUUUGUUGCCUGUCUGGUUAUUUCCUUCUUCUGUACCCAGAUCAGUCAAAACAAACAAAAUGUGCCUAAAAAAUAAAAUGAACAGAAAAUAAAUGACCAAUGUGUUCAACCAGA
Astyanax mexicanus (Mexican tetra) is the source of this 1369-nucleotide messenger RNA. RefSeq lists its product as uncharacterized. NCBI's taxonomy places the organism in Eukaryota, Metazoa, Chordata, Actinopteri, Characiformes, Acestrorhamphidae. The transcript has 3 exons. Gene Ontology annotation, biological process: negative regulation of double-strand break repair via nonhomologous end joining. The coding region runs from base 109 to 609 and encodes 166 amino acids. The record is from RefSeq and is a predicted model, not a curated record.